Kogia breviceps (pygmy sperm whale) is the source of this 1395-nucleotide messenger RNA. NCBI's taxonomy places the organism in Eukaryota, Metazoa, Chordata, Mammalia, Artiodactyla, Physeteridae. The record is from RefSeq and is a predicted model, not a curated record.
AUGAGUGUUGGGAACCCACCCGGACUCCUGGACUUAGCAGCCAUGAGCCUGUUGAGAGACGAGGCAUCGACCAUCUCCUCUUUGGAGGAUCUGCUCACGGAGAUCUUCCUACCACUCUUCAUGGCUGCCUUCUAUGGGAGACACAGGGAGACCUUGAAGACCAUGGUGCAAGCUUGGCCCUUUGCCUGUCUGCCUCUAGGGGCCCUGAUGCAGAAGCCUCACAAGGGAACCUUCCAAGCAGUGCUGGAUGGGCUUGAUGUCCUGCUAGCCCAGAAGGUUCGCCCCAGGAGGUGCAAACUGAAGGUGCUGGAUUUAAGGAAUACUGGCCAGAACUUCUGGAGCAUGUGGUCUGGAGCCAGAGCCCAUGUGUACUCAAGCUCAUCGAUGGCACCAGUGGCUGAGGACAUUUCAAGGACAAAGCAGCCCUUGGCUCCCUUGGAGGUAUUCGUAGAACUUUGUCUCAAGAAAAAGACCCUGGAUAAAUUCCUCGCCUACCUCAUCAGGUGGGUGGAGCAGAGAAAAGGCUCCGUACACCUGUGCUGUAAGAAGCUGAAGAUUGUUGCAAUGCCCAAGGAAAAUAUUAAGAAAGUUCUGAGUAUAGUACAGCUGGAGUGGGUACAGGAGGUGGAAGUGAAUUGCACCUGGAAUCUGUCCACCCUGGCCAUGUAUGCUCCUCACCUGGGCGAGAUGAGGAAUGUUCAGCGACUCCUUCUCUCCCCCAUUCAUGUGUCUGCCUUCAAGGAGCAAGACCCUCAAUAUCUUCUACAGUUUGCCUCUCAGAUCCUCAGGCUGCAGUACCUCCAGGAUCUCCAUAUGGAAUCUCCAUCCUUCCUCGAAGGUCACCUGAACCAGAUGCUCAGGUGUCUGAACCCCUUGGACAACCUCUCAAUAACCAACUGCCUGCUUACAGAAUCAGACUUGACGCAUCUCUUCCAGUGUCCAAACAUUAGUCAUCUAAAGGGCCUGAAUCUGAGUGGUGUUACCCUGACCAACUUUAGUCCUGAGCUCCUCCAAGUUCUGCUGGAGAAAGUUGCAGCCACUCUUCAGGAACUGGACUUAAACCUGUGCAGGAUCAUGGAUUCCCAACUCGAGGCCAUCCUGCCUGCCCUGAGGCACUGUUCCCAUCUCAGCGUCUUCAGCACGUGUGGGAACCUCCUCUCCAUGGCGGUCAUGGAGACGCUCCUGCAUCAUACUGAUGGACUGCCUGGUUUAAAUCUAGAGCUUUAUCCUGCCCCUCGGGAGAGUUACAGCUCUCAGGGUGUUCUCCACCGGGAGAGACUUGCCCUUCUACACGCUGAGCUUUUGGAGAUUCUUAGAGACUUAGGACAUCCCAGGACCAUUUGGAUUAGCCCAGCGCCUGUCCUCACUGUGGCGUUGACAUAUGUGAUCACAUAA